This is a messenger RNA of Acytostelium subglobosum LB1, 726 nucleotides long. RefSeq lists its product as hypothetical. The record is from RefSeq and is a predicted model, not a curated record. The transcript is spliced from 5 exons. NCBI's taxonomy places the organism in Eukaryota, Evosea, Eumycetozoa, Acytosteliales, Acytosteliaceae. The coding region runs from base 1 to 726 and encodes 241 amino acids.
AUGGGUAUUCCAGACUAUCAGAAUACUCAAUCAUAUGCUCAGGUUCCACAAUCACCUUUACAGAAUGGAGAGCCAGAGGGUAUUGAGCAUGAACCAUACCAUCCAUCAGCAGUUCCAGAGACAGUUGUAAUGGAACCAAUUCCAACAACUACUCAUUGUGAAGAAUGUACAAUUCAUCAAAAGAAGAAUAGGAAGAGGAAGUUAUUCUUGUACAAGUUCAACAUCUUCCUUGUUAUUAUUAUCCAAUUAUCUCAAUUAAUUGGAUUCUACUCGGUCACUGGUAAACUAUCCCUUGGUCUGGCCUUUGCACCAAUCAUAGGAUUUCUCAGCAUGUUUACCACCAGUAGAGUGAUACCAACAAUGCACUUUAUCUCUUCGUAUCUCUACUUUGUAUUCAUGCUUUGGGGAUCAGUUCAGAACAUUUGUCUCGCAUUUGAGUUCCAUGCUGACUACAGAGUACCACAAACUGUUGUUGCCGUCUUGUUCUAUCUUGCAUUUAUUUCAAUAUUGAGGACAUAUAAGAAAUAUUUGAAUUUCUUGAAGAUGGACCAGGAUAAGAUAGUUGAGCAUGAGGAUGAUCAAGAGGAAAAGGUUGAGGAGGUUGCACAACAUAUAUUCCAACAACUCCACCAACAACAUCAACAUCAAAAUAUCCCACCACAUCCACAAACAUUGAUCAAUGUUUCUAAAGUGUUACCAAAGUUGGUUGUUGCCAAGAAUGAAUGA